Messenger RNA from Symbiodinium sp. CCMP2592, 3804 nucleotides. The record is from the annotation of a GenBank genome assembly. NCBI's taxonomy places the organism in Eukaryota, Dinophyceae, Suessiales, Symbiodiniaceae.
AUGCACGAACCAACGUUGCUCUGGGAGGAGUUGGUCCAUUGGGCCAAGUACGACGUGGAGAGGGCCAUCCCAAGCCUGGUGGACGGGCUUAAGCCCGGCCAGCGCAAGGCCGGUGGACUGCAAGCAGCCACAAGCCACGUCCGAGACGGCACACGCCAGGUCCUCUUCGGAACCUUCUUGAAAAAGCUCACGCAUGAGAUGAAGGUGGCCCAGCUCUCCGGCUUCGUGGCCGAGAAGAGCGCGUACCACCAUGGCGAGACGUCCCUUCAGGGGACGAUCAUCGCAAUGGAGCCUACCACUUUUCCGAAAGAAGUCCUUGAAAGGAGUCGAGGGCAGAUGACGCUCGAAAGCUUCGAGGGCUCCCCGCAGUAUGUGAGCCCCAUGAUGCAGAAACCUGGCAAAGUGGCUCUCCGACUCGCCCCGCGACUCCAAGGCGAAGCAGCGAGCGGCGGCCAGCGGCCGCUGAUGCCGGCGAUCGACAUGCCGGGACUUGGCUGCAUUGGGCCGCCGCCGGGCCUGGAUUGCGGAGGCCCUGGCCCUUGCACGAGUGUGCUACAACCCGGAGCACUCUGGACGAGCACUCUGUCUCUAUCCAUGCUUCGAGGCAACCAUCCGAAGUGUCCGUCGCUGCCCUUCAACUUUGCGGCCGAGUAUUUGUCCAGAGCAAACUCCCAGGAUACUGGCAAGGAUUCGCCCUCACCGAGUACUUCGUCCGGGGAUGCGCCAAGCGAAUGGAACUGGCCGCAAGGGACAACCACCGUCAUGAUCAGGAACAUACCUAACCGCUACACGACAGAGGAGCUCUUAGAAGAGUUGGUGGCGAAGGGCUUUGCGGGAGACUUUGACUUCUUCUACCUGCCCAUUGAUUUCGAGACCAAGCGCAACAAGGGCUACUGCUUCCUGAACCUCCACACCCAGGAGUUGGCCCGGCGAUUUCGACAGGCCUUCGUCUCCCAGAAGCUAGAGCGAUACAAGACAAUGAAGGUGCUGGAGAUUACCCCCGCGGACACACAGGGCUUCGAUGCAAACGUCCUGAAGUAUCUCCAGCAACAGUCGAACCGGAUCCACAACCCCUGGUUCAAGCCCAUGAUCUUUCUGCCAAGCUGCGUCGAGGGACAGCCCUGGAAUUGCCUGCCACUCAGCCUCGAGACCCUGCCGGCACGGCUCCGGGGCCAGGCGAAGCUUUCUCGCCGCCGCAAGGAGUUUGACGAAAAUGGGAGCGAAUCGGAGCUAUGCGACCAAGGCCAUGUGGACAGUUUGGAACACGUAACCAGGGUCUCACAGAAAAUCGGGCAGGAGGGGGAGGAGGAGGCAUGGGAGGGUGGUGCCUGCGAAAAAUAUCAUCAAUCUGGCCUGGACAGGCGAGAUGCAUCUUCCCUGCAGAGGAUGACCCAGUCCUUGAGCCAUUUGCUGAGCGGCGGAAGGUUGAACUCAUAUUUGGAGUUUGAAGAUCUGGCAGAUCGGGACGCGCCGAGGUAUCAGUCCGAAGAGGGCCAGCGCAUUGUCCUCGUAAACGGCUCAGAGGGCAUUGGUGUGGGUUGGAGCACAAGUGUGCCCAACUACAAUCCGCGCGACCUGAUCGCGAAUGUCCGGCGGCACCUGCGGGGUAAGCCUCUGGAGCCGCUGACCCCUUGGUAUCGUGGAUUCCGUGGCACUGUAACUGCAGUUGCAGACAAGCCUGGACGAUACGAGACCGUCGGAGCGGUGCAGAGGCACGGCUCGACGCGGAUCGAAGUCACUGAGCUGCCUGUGAGGAAAUGGACCCAGGAUUACAAAGAGUGGAUAAUGGACCAGCUGCAGGCCGAUGACGGCAAGAGAGCCACGAUUUCGGAGUUCCGCGAGUACCAUACGGAGAACACGGUUCACUUCAGCUUGUCCAUGCUGCCUGACAAGGUGGCUCAAGCCGAAGGGCGUGGCUUGGAGAAGUUCUUGCACUUGAAGUCCACAAUCACGACCACGAACAUGCACCUCUUCGAUGCUAGUGGGAAAUUGAAGAAAUACGAAUCGCCCGAGGAGAUCUUGCGAGAUUUCGCGAAGGUUCGCCUGGAGCUGUAUGGGAAGAGAAAAGAGUACUGCAUCCAAAAGCUUCAGAAGGAGGUGGCCACUCUGACCGACAAGGCAAAGUUCAUUCGCUUGGUGGUGGAUGGCGAGUUGGAGAUUGCAGACCGGGCUUCUCGAAAGGUGUGCAACGACAUGAAGCGGUUUGGACUGCGGACGAAGCAGGAGAUCGAGGCCGGUGUCGAAGAGAAGCCGACUGCAGCUCGAAAUUCGCGGCGCCUGCGUGCCGUGAUUGAUGUCACCGACACCGAUGUGGAUCUGGCAGGACCUCAAGGCUACGAGUACUUGCUGAAGCUCAAGCUUUGGACCCUCACGGAGGAGCGCUUGGAAGCCUUACAGCGGCAGCUGGCCUCAAAGAGCCAGGAGCUCGAGGACCUCAAGGCAACCAGCCGAGAGCAGCUGUGGGAGAGGGAUUUGGUCCGGCUGGAGGCCGCUUUGGACGUCGUGGAGGCCGAAGAGCGGAAGGAGCAGGAAGAGGCAGCGAGGCUCAUGAAAAAGGCCGGCUACUUCGAGGAUGAUGCCUCCGUGAAUCGUCAGUGUGUUCUGGUCCUGAGUGAUGGCUUCUCGCAGAUCAAGCGCAUCCGCACGGACAAAUGGAAGGCAGUUCGGUGCGGUGGUGCCGGGAAGUCGAUUGCUGGUCACAAAAAGAAGAAGGCCAAGGAUGCUCCGGCAAGCGGGGAUGAGGGAGAGGAAGAGGAGAUGGAAGCGGAUGGCGAUGAGGAACUGCCGGAUGCGAUCAGCGCCGCGGCACCUUUCCAUUCACGUGAUUCGCCUGCCAUGGCGGCCAUAGCUAUGGCGAUACUAACUUUACAUCUCUGGAAUUCAGCUGGCGAGAGGGCAGAGUUGCAUCCGACAGAGCUUUCACGACGACCAGUCACGAAGCAGGUAUGUCUGCUCCAGAGCCAGCGAGACAUGCAAAAGAUCUAUGUUCCCGUAAACGAUACAGACCGCGCCCACAGGGCAAAGAGGAUCCUCUACAGCAUUGGUGCAGGUCUCCACCAGCUCCCUGAGCUGCAGGCUUGCCUUGAGACCUGGGCCUCCAAGCUCGGGGAAGGUGAGCUCCAGGUCAUUGGCCUUGGUGCAAAGGAGAGUCCGGUGGAGGCGAAGACGGUGCUUUGGGAUCCAGCGCGGGAGUGCCCGGACAGCCAUGUUGGCGGUGCCUGCAAAGACGCUGUCGGCCUCGCAAACGCCUACGAGAGAGGUGUAGACUGGGUCGUGCUUCUGGGCACCGACAACUAUGUUCUGCCAGCCCAUUUCGAGAAGGCUCUUACGAGAUUCGACCCUGCAGAGCCUCUCAUCCUGGGCAUCAGAGGAUGUGGACUGUUGGACUGUCCAGCCGGCGGGCUCUGUGGCGGUGGAGGGCAGGUCUUUAGUCGAGCUGCCCUGAAGGCCUUCUUGGCCCAAGGUCGGGAGGCCUUCCUCGAGGAGCAGAGGUCAGAAGCCUUGGCCAUUGGUGGCUGGGGCGACGUGGCAAACUGCAGAGUUGCCGCGAAAAGGGAUAUACCUAUUCGAAAUCUUGCGGGUCUGCAUGCUUGGGAAGUCGACGAGUCGAAGCUGCACAAGCGAGACCUGACCUUCCACUAUGUCAGUGCAGCUGCGAUGUAUGAGAUAGACAAUGUGCACGGAAAGCAUGUGCACAACGCGGUGCUUCUUGAAGCUGGUGUGCUCGAGUCUUCCUCUUACAUCAGAGACAGGGAGGCCUAUGUCGAGGCCGAAAACAUGCGUCGCAACAGUCAGAGGAGAUGA